AUGCUGACUAUAAUGCUGCUGAGUUGUGUCCUGCUGCUGGCCCUGCCUCCCACACUGGGGGUCCAGAUGGGCGUGGCUCCACUGGAAAGCAUCAGGAGGCCUGGCCAAGCCCUGUUCCCAGAGUUCCCAGGUCAAAGUCUGAAGGGCCUGAAGAAGACAACUGCAGCUGGAGCAGAAGAAGGCCUGCUGCAGAAGGCAGAAGCUUUGGCAGAGGUGCUAGAUCCACAGAACCGCGAUUCUCGUUCUCCGCGUCGCUGUGUAAGGCUGCACGAGUCCUGCCUGGGACAGCAGGUGCCUUGCUGCGACCCGUGCGCCACGUGCUACUGCCGCUUCUUCAAUGCCUUUUGCUACUGCCGCAAGCUGGGGACUGCCACGAACCUCUGCAGCCGCACCUAACCAACGGAGGUUGGGGCAAAGGCAGGGGACGCGAAUAAAGGAUGGGA
Molecule: messenger RNA, 443 nt
Organism: Acomys russatus (golden spiny mouse)
Lineage: Eukaryota; Metazoa; Chordata; Mammalia; Rodentia; Muridae
Gene: Agrp
Product: agouti related neuropeptide
Exons: 3
Coding region: 1-396 (131 amino acids)
Biological process (GO): adult feeding behavior; hormone-mediated signaling pathway; neuropeptide signaling pathway
Cellular component (GO): extracellular region
Molecular function (GO): type 1 melanocortin receptor binding; neuropeptide hormone activity
Source: RefSeq, a predicted model, not a curated record